AAUCGCCUGCUUAUCACUUUCAUUCCGAAUCCAGCUCCUGUAAUAGUGGGGGAAGUAGUAAUAAGUGGCUUAGUUGGUGCACAGCUGACGCCUACACGCACAGUUAGCGGCUGUGUACCAACAACGUCUGACAUGGAGAAUAACUCGUACCUGGGGAUUGAUUUAAGCACACAACAGCUUAAAGCAGUAGUAGUUGACAAUCAGUUAACUGUCCUACAUGAAGCACAGGUUCAGUUUGACAAUGAUUUGCCAGAAUUCAGGACACAUGCAGGAGUGGUACGGAAGGGCAGGGAGGUGUGGGCCUCUCCAGUCAUGUGGGUAAAAGCACUUGAUAUGCUCAUGGACAGGCUUAGAAUUUCUGGAACUCAGUUUGAGAAGAUUGCUGCGAUCUCGGGAACUGCACAACAACAUGGAUCUGUCUACUGGCAGCGUGGAAGUGAGAAAGUUUUGGAAUCACUUUCACCAGAUCGCUUCAUGCAUGAACAGUUAAGUGGCUGUUUCUCAGUGAAAGAAUCACCUGUAUGGCAAGAUUCAAGCACUUCCAAACAAUGUCAGCAGCUAGAGGCAGCUGUUGGAGGUCCAUUGAAACUGGCAGAAAUUACAGGUUCCAAAGCAUAUGAACGCUUCACUGGCCCUCAGAUUGCAAAAAUAUUUCAGACGAAGCCUUCGGCAUAUGAAAAUACAGAGAGAAUCUCAGUAGUAAGCAGCUUUGUAUGUUCACUGUUCCUGGGUCACUAUGCUCCAAUAGACUAUGCUGAUGGUUCUGGUAUGAACCUAAUGGACAUUACACAGAAGAAAUGGUCCAAAAUUUGCCUUGAGGCCUGUGCUCCUGGUCUUUCUGAAAAGUUGGGGGAGCCUGUACCCUCUUACACUUUGUUGGGCCCGGUUUCUAACUAUUUCGUUGAACGGUUUGACUUCAAUACUGACUGCAAAGUAGUGGCCUUUACUGGAGAUAACCCAGCAUCACUUAUUGGAAUGCGACAAACUAAAAAUGACGUCGUCGUAAGUCUUGGCACAAGUGACACACUAAUCCUGUGGUUAGAAAAGCCACACACCCUUCCUUAUGGCCAUGUUCUCUGCAAUCCACUCAACAGCGAGGAGUAUAUGGCACUGCUGUGUUUUAAGAAUGGAUCUCUCACAAGGGAACGGAUUAGAGAUGACUGUGCAGAGGGAUCAUGGAAUCUUUUCAAUGAGCUUCUGGACAGUACACCUAGAGGCAACUUUGGAAAUAUGGGUCUUUACUUUGAUGCACAAGAAAUUAUACCAUUUGUUCAAGGAGAUUUUCGUUACAACAAAGCUGGUGAUCGAGUGUCUAGGUUCAGUAGUAAGGAAGUAGAAGUUCGAGCUGCCAUCGAAGGACAGUUUAUAGCACGGAGAGCUCAUGCAGAAGAUCUUGGUCUUUCUGUAGGCAAUGAAAUGAGAAUCCUGGCAACAGGUGGUGCAUCAGCAAACCAAACUAUUCUUCAGGUCUUAGCAGAUGUUUUCAAUGCAGAUGUCUAUGUUUUGGAUAUAGUGAACUCUGCAGUCUUGGGGGCUGCAUAUCAAGCCAAGCAUGCUAUAGUUCAUGCCUCUGGAAGUUCCUUCAAAGAAAUGGUUUCACAUUUAGGCCACCCUCAUCUGGUUUGUCAGCCUCAUCGUGAUGCUGCUUCUAUAUAUGAUCCAAUGCUGAAACGGUACCGAAACAUAAUACAGGCAAUUACCAAUGGCCAUCAAAAAUUAUAACCACAAUCUUCACCAUCUAUUUGCUAUUUAUGUGUUGAUAGCAAAUUAUUAAUACCUCAGAUGAUUUUCUGUCUACAUGAGAUUCUUGUUUGUGCAAUACUUACCAGAUAAAACUGUUAGUAUUUUUUAUUAUUAAGAACACCAACUAUUUUGUUAUUGGGUUGUGCUAUAAUGUAUCUAAUAGCUACUUGUUCUCUAAGAGUUGCUUUAACAUUGUGUUCAUUUUGUAAAAAGAGAAAUUGCAACAGGACGAUAUUCAGAGUGAUCUACAUUGUUAUAUGUGUGUAAUUUCUGCAUUUAUCAUACACAUUUAUCUAAGAACUAUUUCCUAUUGCUCAAUGGCAAUAUUAGUAUUUUGUAAUAUUGACAGAUUUAAAUUGGCAGCAAAAAAUUAAGAUUUGCAUUGUGAACAUGGUGUAUGUGCUAAAAGCUAACUGUAUCAUUUAAAAUGACAUAGAGGAGGUAAGAGUAAGUCUGUUUCACAUGCUGACCUGACCUUGAACUUUGUCCUUUUUUUAAAAGGAAAGGCAGCUCAUUAGCUCAUUAGUUUUGUGGAGGUGAGAGGGAUGGAGGAAGUAAAGCACAAUUUCUUUAAAAAAAACUUCUUUCUUUUGCAUCUUUUCCCACAUCAACAUAGGGUUGGCAUAAUUACUUAUGGAUUUGGCAUGACUAAUUUAAUGAGUGGCAGGAUGCCUUUCCUGUCACCACUCUUACACACUCUUACAGGUAUGUGUAACCCCGACUGCCUUCAAGUAGUGUGGAAGUGAGUAAAAGUUUCUGAAUGUUUGUGAAUUGUCUAACUGAGGUGGGACUUGGGUAGAAGCCCAGUAUUUGCCUAAUGGGAUGUGGGAAACUGCCUAAAAACCACAUCUGGACUGGCUGGCACACCAGUCCUCAUUAUUAAUCUGUCAUGCAUAUUCGAUCCCGGGCCGGCACAACUCCCUGUCCCAGAAGCGGUGCUUUAAUGCAAAUGUUACAAGAUGAUGAUCUUGUGCACUGUGGGCCCAGUUCUCAUGGGCACCCAGUAGCUGAAGGUUCUUCUUCAGUUCACUUCCUUGCUCUUCCAGUAGGGUGAGCUCUUUCAAUUAUUCCCAAAUGCACAACUUUGGCCUGACACCUGUCUGGCCCCCAACCAAUGUGCCCUGCCAGGCUUAUUCUCUGCUCUUUCAUUUUGUGAAUGAUGUUUAGUUGUUUCUUCAGGUCAUGCAGUUCCUGGUCUUUUUGAUGUCCACAAGUUUUGUCUUCGCAGGAUGAUCCAAAAAUCUUUCUCAUGAUUUUCCUUUCAAAGAUCAACAGGUUCUUUUCAUUUUUUGUGGUGCUUAAUGUUUCUGUCCCUCAUAAUGCUGCCAGUACUAUCACUGCAUUAUACACUUUAAGUUUGGUCUUAACUAACAGAUUUUUUGAUGACAUUAGGUGUUUCAGACUGAAAUAAAUUUUAGGUGCUUUGACAGUACAUUGAUUAAUUUCUGUUUCAGGUCAUUAUGCCUGCUGAACCAUGUGCCAAGCUACUUAAAAGUUUCAACUCUCACUGUGUUUCAUAUUCCAACACAUAACUAGGCAUUAUUAGAGGUUUCUAUGGAUACUUUUAUCAUUUGAGCCUUCUCUUAAACAUGUCCAGUCUUAUUGGCAUUCUUUGCUAAGUUCUCUAUGGUUUCUGCCAUUCUCUCUCUGACUCCGUUGUGGCUGCCAUGUCAACUGUAUAUCCCAAUAACUGCAUUCUUCAGUUUAGCUUCACCCCUUUGUCUUCUUCUUUCAUUUCCAGAAUUACAUUCGCCGGACCAAAUUGAAAAACAAUAGGGAAAUGGCGUCACCUUGUCUCACACCUGUUCUGAUGCUGAAUUGCUUGGAUAACUUGCUGUGGUAUCUCACCUUAGCUUCUGUCUCUGCUGUCUACACCUUCAAACGUUAAUUAAUAUCCUUGGCAUGGCAAGCUCCCUCAGGAUGUUGUACAUGCUUAAUGUGUUUAUACUAUUAUAAGACUUUGAGAAAUCCACAAAUGUAAUCAGGAAUUGAUGGUUGAAUUCUCAGCACUUCUCCCAGACUUACCUCAUUGUCAAAAUUUCAUCCACAGUUGAUCUUCCUUCCUGAAAACCUGCCUGGUACUCUCCAACAAUGUCUUCAGUGAAAGGCUUCAGCUUUUCAAGAAUUAUUAGUGAUAAAACUUUGUGUGGUGUGCUUAGAUAAGAAAUACCUCAGUAAUUCCUUUUACUGUUCUUUUUGUGCAGUGGGAUGAUAGUAGCUGAUUUCCACUCUUUCAGGAUCACGUCCUUUCUCUAUACUUCACUUACAAAAAUAUAUCGCUCUUUCUGAAGUGUUCCACCUUCCAUCUUUGACAUCUCUGCAAUUAUCCUGGUGCCUCAUUAUUAUUCAGUUUCUUAACUGCUCUGCAUAUGUCCUGUUGAAUUACUUGAGAUUAUUCUUUCUGUACACCCUCUGCAAUUCUUCCUUCAUGGAAGACAUUUUCAGGAUCUUCAGCAUUCAACAACUUGCCUCCACCUAUAUAAAACAUUCUCGAACAUCUUGCCAUGUCAGUUCAGGGUAAAACCUCAAGCUUAUGAUA
This is a messenger RNA of Schistocerca piceifrons (Central American locust), 4282 nucleotides long. RefSeq names its product xylulose kinase-like. The record is from RefSeq and is a predicted model, not a curated record. Gene Ontology annotation, cellular component: cytosol. NCBI's taxonomy places the organism in Eukaryota, Metazoa, Arthropoda, Insecta, Orthoptera, Acrididae. The coding region runs from base 133 to 1722 and encodes 529 amino acids. Gene Ontology annotation, biological process: xylulose metabolic process; D-xylose metabolic process. The transcript is spliced from 13 exons. Gene Ontology annotation, molecular function: D-xylulokinase activity.